ACUUCACUAAAAAUUCGCCAUACGAAAACUACACUUAUAUACGGAUUUUAGUGAUAUUCCAUUCUUAGUGCAUUUUCCUUUAGUCGGAUUAUUUGCACUCUUUCACGUCAAUUUAACCGUUAUAAUCCACUCUACCUUGUACUAGGUAGCUAAAAGGGAUAAAACGGUCAUCCCCCUAGAUACUACCUACACUACAAUAGCGGUACUAGCAGCCGCGUCCGAAAUCCACAAAUCACCACUACAAUCGCAUUCGCAUCGCAUCGCGUCAAAGUCCUGCGAUCUCGUACCCAUCAUUUCGACGACUCUAUUUCGCAACGUUGAACUCCAUUGAACGCGCAACACACCAGACAAUAGGCUGUGGUGCGUUAGGUCGACCCUGCAUGUACCUGCGAUCAUUUUUCCACCGCAGCCAUGGAGAACAAGAGAAAAGCUAGUGGGAUGAAUGGCCUUGAACCAUCAGCAAAUGACCCCAAUGAUCGUGCUGCGAAGCGUCGCAGAUUGCAGGAGGAAUUCGGUGAUCUCUCAAAUGGCGAGACUGCUGAAUCGACUACCGCCUACGGAUUGAACAUCCUCGAGUCAAUCAGAGCCACGACCGACAAGAAUGGACGCUCAGUUUCACCGUAUUUUGAGACCCUUCCUACUCGAAGCAAAGAUCCUGAAUAUUACAAGAAAAUCAGGCUACCACUAUCUCUAGAGUUGAUUGAACGUAAACUCAAGAACCAUGAGUACACCAAACUCUCUAUUCUAGAGAGUGACUUCAAACGCCUGGUUUCGAAUGCGAAGGAAAUAAAUGAGCGCGCAUCUGUAGCUUUCGGCGACGCCGAACGAGUUCGAAAAGCUGUUAGUAACUUGAUGGUGAAGUACAAUCCUGCGUACAAGUCUGGAAACUACCAAGCCGUUGCUACCCCCUUGCCCCCAACUCCUGAACCCGACGACAUUAUAGCGGACGAUGACGCGGAAGGUGAAGAAGAGGAUAAAAAGGGUUCAAUCACCCAAGAGGUGCAGCCAGAGGACAACGACGACGUCGAAGAAGCGGCCGAAGAAGAGGAAGAACUAGAGGAGGUAGAAGAGGCUGGCAUUGAAGAGGAGGAGGAUGUCGAACAAGAUGAUGACGAGGAGGAAGAGGAAGAAGAGGAGGAAGAGGAAGAGGAGGAUGAUGAUGAUGAUGAUGGUGAACCGAGCCCUGUAGCUCGAAAACGACGACCCGGCCGCCCACCCAAGAAUCCUGCAACGCGUACCCGAAAGGUCACACCACGUAGACCAACUCCAGCCAAAGGCGAUAGUCAUUACGAGAACCAGGGAUACAAAGGCCUAAAUUUCCAACAGGCACAGGAGAAGAUCGUAGAAGAGAUGUUACGAAAAAAGGAUGAGAGUGGUGAAUUUCCCUAUUUCGAACCUUUCAUCUAUCUGCCACCACGAACUUUGAAGGAUUACUAUGAGAUCAUUGCCGAACCCUUGUCGCUCAAGGCACUGCAGAAGCAAGUUCGAGGCCAGCACGGAAGAGGAGGUGCUACAUAUGUCAGCGACUUCAAGGGCUGGGCUGCUUUUGAAGAUCAAGCCAGCUUGAUCUGGAAAAAUGCAUACCACUACAAUGAGGACGGAAGUGAGAUUUCCCUCAUGGCCCAGGAGCUCGAGCAAUUAUUCCAUGAGCAACUGCAAGAGGCCAAAAAAUCUGUACCAGAACCACCCCAGCCGAAGAUAAAGCUUAAGAUGCCAUCUACUUCGGAUACGGCGGUUCAUCCUAAGAAGAUAACGAUCCAUGUUGGUGGCAAGACUAGUGCAACAGGAUCGCCGGCCCCUGUAACAGGUCAAUCUGGAGAAGGAGAGGCUUCAGGUAGCAACGGUACACCUAUUAGCAGGAAUCCAUUUGGCGGAUCGACAGCAACGUCGGUCAACUUGAGCCAGCUCGAAAAGGCGAGAAGUCUGUCGGCUUCUGCUGGCCCUCCAAGUCCAUCAACUGCAGCAAUUACGAAGUCCGAAGAGGUUGUUCGACCGUCGCCUGGAUUCACCAAUCAUCAGCAAUUUGCGCCUCCAGUGAUGCCGCCCUCUAACCUCGUACCGAAUGGUACAGCUCCCCCACCGCCUCCACCUGCCCCGAAACUAUCGGCCAUAGAUAUUCUCGAGGCCCAAAAAUAUCGACCUCACCCAAUUAAGGAAUCAGAGGCUAUUCUGCCUAAGCUUGUCCUCCUUUCUCAUCCAACCCUGCAACUUGAAAACCAAUUUACGGCAGUGUUUUAUGCGAGCCCUACCGAGUUUCAGCAGGAACUCGUUUUUAAUGCGCCGUCGACGCAUUUCCGUAUGCUCCUCAAGCCUCAUGUAGCACCGUUUCUAGAGGAGCAGCAACGCGAGUGGAAGCUGAACGUAUUCCAUGAUACAGUACGUUUGUAUCCUUCGUCUGCUGCAUUCGACAAACGAGGCGAGCCGGUCUUUGACACCACGUUCCACUUUGGGGUCAACCGACUCGAGAUAUCUCUGGUGGCUGCCCUUCCAAAGGGUGAGAAGGCACCCAACGGGUUAAACAUGGAGAUGGAGAAAUUCGUCGUGCAUUUCAACUUGCUUCGGCAUUCGUAGCAGGUUGGUAUGACUUUAACAAUCGACACUGAUUAACAUGGUCUUUUAGUCAACCGGUCGAGAAACAUUACUAGCCUAUACCUCCGGUUUCAUCUGUUGUCGGAUUUGUACUUAAUAGAAACUAUGGAGAUGGCUCUAGCUAUGCUCGUUCCACACAAGGAACGAUUUGCUUCGAUGUAAGCAUUUGUACAAGUACUAUAUACUCCUGGCGGUUCAUGAAGCCACUUGCAGAAAACGCCACUGGGAGCUUUGCUCUUACUACGGUCUACAGAUAAGACCUUUAGACAGGUAGACAGUUAGACGGGUACACGUUUAGGUAGUUAAUCACCAGGUAGU
Messenger RNA from Annulohypoxylon maeteangense, 2907 nucleotides. Its product is annotated as Bromodomain-containing protein. Gene Ontology annotation, molecular function: protein binding. Gene Ontology annotation, cellular component: RSC-type complex. Lineage: Eukaryota; Fungi; Ascomycota; Sordariomycetes; Xylariales; Hypoxylaceae. Gene Ontology annotation, biological process: chromatin remodeling. The record is from RefSeq and is a predicted model, not a curated record. The coding region runs from base 412 to 2571 and encodes 719 amino acids. The transcript is spliced from 6 exons.